AUGGAUUUGCUCGAAUAUUUGUCGCAAUUCCCGAACAACCUAGUAGGCAAUCCACUAGUGGUGAUUCAAGUGAAUACGUUCGAGUGUGGCGGAAUAGCAAUUGGCUUGCGCUCUACACACAGGAUCAGCGACAUGUACACCAUGGCCAUUUUCGUUAACUCGUGGGCCACCGCUUGCCGAGGUAACAUAGAUGUUAUAGUCUGUCCAAGUUUCGAGUUGUCGUCUCUAUUCCCAAUGAAAGUGUCGGCCGUUGCGAAUUGGCUUCCGCCACGGAUUAUUGGCAGCAAGGAAUUCACGGUGUCUAGGUUCAAGUUCAGCGGUGAUGUUGUAUCGAAGUUGAGAGCCCUAGCUAGGGAUGAUGCAAAGGAUUCAAUGGCCAACAACUUCCAGCCUUCGAGGGUGGAGGUUGUUUCGGCACUAAUAAGUAAGGCUCUCGUCAAGAUUGAUCGAUCUAGACAGGGCAAAGAAAGGCCUUUCGCAGUUUGGAUGACGUUUAACUUGCGCGAUAAAGUCAAACUAAAGAUACCCGCAAAUUCUUGUGGCAAUUUCUUCAGCGUGAUUUCUGGGCGCUCCGAUCAUCCCACGGCCGGCAAAACGAAUUCGGAGUUCAAUGAGAUGGUGAACAUAAUCCACAACAUGAUAUCAGACGCUAAAACGAAAUAUAGAACAAUAGUAAACAAGGAGGAGUUCUGCUCGACGGUGGUGAAUUCUAUAGCCAAAAUUGUCAAAGUCGCGUCCUCAAGCGAAGUGUUUACGAUUUCUUUUAGUAGCUGGUGCCGUUUCGGGCUAUAUGAGAUCGACUUCGGGUGGGGAAGGCCGGUUCCCGUCAGCAACAUAUCAUUGAAUCUCAGAUCGGUCUUUCUUAUCGACGAUGAAGAGGGCAAAGGAAUUGAUGCAUGGACAACCACCACUGGAGAUGAGAUGAUUCUUCUUAAACAAGAUCCGGAUAUUCUGGCAUUCACUUCCUAG
Messenger RNA from Eucalyptus grandis, 969 nucleotides. Its product is annotated as acetyl-CoA-benzylalcohol acetyltransferase. The transcript has a single exon. The record is from RefSeq and is a predicted model, not a curated record. The coding region runs from base 1 to 969 and encodes 322 amino acids. NCBI's taxonomy places the organism in Eukaryota, Viridiplantae, Streptophyta, Magnoliopsida, Myrtales, Myrtaceae.